UUUCACUUUGCUUGUCUUGCUUGAUUGUUAGCUGGAGCACAACUUCUGAACUUCUUUAAACUCUUCGAGAAAAAUUUAAUAAAAACUAUGGAUAAACCAAUUGUCUGGGCGCGCGUUGUCAAGGUGCUGGGACGCACCGGUUCGCAGGGUCAAUGCACACAGGUGAAGGUGGAAUUUCUGGGCGAACAGAACCGUCAGAUCAUACGCAAUGUGAAAGGACCUGUGCGUGAAGGAGACAUCCUGACGCUGCUGGAAUCUGAACGUGAAGCUAGACGUCUGCGCUAAGAAUGGAAUUGGAUUCUCUACUUUCAUAAAUCGAUGUAUAAACACGGAGAAUAUCACAUUGUGACUUGGAAAAAACAGUAUUAAAAUGGAAAAAUUUAUGGACUUUUUAGUCAAA
Messenger RNA from Drosophila innubila, 400 nucleotides. Its product is annotated as 40S ribosomal protein S28-like. NCBI's taxonomy places the organism in Eukaryota, Metazoa, Arthropoda, Insecta, Diptera, Drosophilidae. Bases 88 to 285 code for a protein of 65 amino acids. Gene Ontology annotation, molecular function: structural constituent of ribosome. The record is from RefSeq and is a predicted model, not a curated record. The transcript has a single exon. Gene Ontology annotation, cellular component: ribosome; cytosolic small ribosomal subunit. Gene Ontology annotation, biological process: ribosomal small subunit assembly; translation; maturation of SSU-rRNA.